Messenger RNA from Symbiodinium sp. CCMP2592, 4803 nucleotides. The record is from the annotation of a GenBank genome assembly. Lineage: Eukaryota; Dinophyceae; Suessiales; Symbiodiniaceae.
AUGAAUGAUGGCGCCGAUACUGCAACUGAAGCCGAGGGUGAGCAGCAUGCCACAUGCACGGGUGAGACCGGUGGCAAGCUUUCCAAGCGCCCAACCAAGACCAAGCCGUCCAAAAAGAACAUGGCCAGACAUUUCUCUCCAUGGCCUUGUCCUGGAGGAAGCGGUGCCUCGAAAUCUGCGCUCUCUUUGAUUUCCCAGAUGACUGCUGGAACUGUGGGGCCUGUGCUGUCGCUGCGCACAUCGCUGGCUGGGUGCCGGGGUGCGGAUCUGCACGCGGUGCUCCGCGCCCUGGAAAACAACCAGGAUAUCCACUUCCUGAGCAUCGGCUGCAAUGGUGCGUUGGCUACCUCCACAUCAUUGGCUUCCCUGUUGGCUCAAGUGCUCCGGCCAGCGGCAAAGGUGUGCCAAAGUGCGAUAACGUAUGAUGAAGUUGUUGACUUUCUGACAUGCACAAAGCUGCCAAAGACUGCAGUUCAUUACAUGAGAGUCUCGCACACGGUGCGAAAAGAAGCGGAACUCUACCUCCCAAAGUUUGCAACGAAGACAGCUGAUGGAAAGAAGCUCACGCCGAAGUUCUGCAUUGACGAUGGCAGGUUGCACUUUGCAAUAGUCUCCGGGUUCGUCUUCAACUCAUUCGAACUACCACCUGAGCUUUCCGUUGUUGGUCGCGCGUGCGAGGCAGGCUCCAUAGCUGCAGCACGCGUGACAAGAUCGGUGCUCAAAGGGAUGAGAGCGCAUGGUCACGAAAUGACUGACCUUGAUGACCUAGAGACAGUUGUUGACAAACUUGACGACGACAAGUUGCGACAGGAGGUGGCAGACAUGUCCAGGCCUUACCUCGCUCUUACGCAUCUCCUGAACCUGCUGGACGCUCAGCGCAUCAGCGCUAGCCGCGACCGUUCGCUUCCCAAAUGGGCAUCAAUGCUUCAAAAGUGGCGCUACGCAACAUUUUGUGAAGACAGCGGCUCACUGCAAGGCGACGCCUGCGAGUGGUUUGCUCAUUUCGUACCUCUAUCAAACUUUGUGUUGUGGAUGCUGCCGCAUUUGAAAGGGACAAUGUUCAAGACAGAUGCCCAUGAUAUGUCAGGGUCGUGGGUGAUAUGGAGUCGAGACAUGCUGCUCUCGGCAAGAGACUCCGUGAGGUUCCAGUACAAGGUCAUGGCCACCUCACGUCUGUUGGAGGCUGUCGGAACGGUCGAGUUUCCUCCUUAUGAACCGCUGCUGGCUCUUGUGCAUUUCUGCAGAGCUCUUGGCCGCCGCCAUGGCCGUGCCGCCUUUGUCGUGUUUGGUGAGAUUGAGACGCUGACUUUUGGAAUCGGGCUCGCUCAGCUGAGCAGGCUCGACACACGCUGUGAUCUCCUCGUCAACGCGAUCAGAAAGGUGAGUCUUAGUCUCGCCACAGAGAUGGGCGUUAGAGCAAACGUGAACACAACGGGGAACCCGGUUGUGCUAAGGUACGAGCGGGUCGAACCCAACGAACCUGAGAUCGAGGCCAAUUUCGCCUAUGCAGUCACCGUGACGCAGGCUUUUGUCGCGAUGAUUCGAGCAGCUGCCCCCACUGAGCAUCAGCUUCCUGAGGUGUUCGGGCUCCUUCGCUGGAUGGGAUACGACAUGUGCUGCGUGCGUGAUUCGUUUAGCAAGAGCCAGAAGGUGAUGACGGAGCCCAAGGUGGCAACAAGCGAAACGGUGGAGGCAGCAAAGUCUGCUGCCGGGUCUGUGGCCAAACAAGUGUCGGAGUGCCAUCUGAUCAAGCAUCAUCGACUGCCGACGAUCAUCGGUCGUUGUGACACGGCAUCAGAGCUGCUCAACAGCUGGUUUAAUGAGCGUGCAGCCACAGUUGAUGCAAUGCUGAAACAUGCACCGCCCAACAGGGCAUGGUUUGAUGUCCCCUUUGCCAGGCUCAUCAGGUUCGAUCCAAUACCUGACCCGGCUAAGAACACCCCACCGAAGGCAGUCAUGCUGCCGACAGGUAACGUGACAGCGAUGUACAAUGACUCGGUCCUUGGCGCACACGUUGAGCAACAAGAGAGUCGAAAGCUGACUCAGUCAACAUGGGAGUCGCUCGAUGAAGCGUUCGUCUACCUGCUGUGGUUUUUCUGCGUCUUGCCAGUCCAUGUUGCGUAUGCCAUCUACGGGUCGUCCCCGAAGGAGAAGCGGCUUGACUGGAUGUCGCGCUGUUACACGUUCACUGUGCGCGCAACGCGACGGUUCUUCUCCGUUGGCGAAAACAACCUGUCGCAGGAAGGUGGAAUGAUGAACUACAUUGAGGCGCAGACGGUCACGGCCUCGGAGAAGGAGGUGACGAAGAGACUCAUGGGUGCGCCGAGGCAGCAUCAUGCGUCUGUUACGGCGACAGAUGAGGCCGUGUCAGCAGUGAAAACAGCAGCGAUAAACAGGGGGAGCGCCAAGGGUCGUGUCUGGACCUGGCGAUUACAAGCCGACUUCAAGCGCUGGUGUCAGCAGUGGUUCGAGGGUUGCAUGAGACCCCACAGCAUUCUCAUGGACCGUCUUCAUGGGUUCAAGGAGUCCGCCAAUCUCUGGGUCAAGGCAGCAGCAGACCCACGGUCGCCACUGCCCCCGGAAGACAGGCUUGUCUGGCUGAGCUAUGCCAAGCGAGACAGAGAGGCAAGAUUCCUCCUCAAGGAGCUUCAUAAUACAACCCCUGAGAGGGUGCGCGAGUCGCGGCCGGACCUCCCACCGGAAGGACAAGCACCAAUUGACCCUGUGUACACGGGUGCUGAAUGGAAGGGUGCGAACCCUUACAACUUUGAGUACUUCACGCGCCAGCAGCUGAUUUUUGCCGAGUGCAUCCAAGUGCGGGCACAUCGGUACCACCCGCCUGCUGCUUGCGUGCUCUCAGCCAUAGAGUUUCACGGCUGCAGUGAAGCCGAGCGUCAAAUCCUCGCUCAUUACCGCCUCAUGCGAAUAGUGGUCAGGACCAGGGCACAGCUUCAGGCUGAACCAGUGGGCGACACUAUGUCAGUGGCACCAAUGACCGUUGAUUUUGAGCGAGAAGCCUACGACAUCAUGAGGAUUGUCAUGGCAGAGAUCAAUGAUCUCUUCGCUGAAAUGAGGUCACUCACACAAUCUGCAAGGAACAGAAAGCCGCACAGGGAUCGCCCCGUGGUCAGGCGCCCUUGUCGCUUCUUCACAACAGCUUUCUUUCAGCGACACAUUGCUGUGCCUCACUACACAACGGCGCAUCACCCCUUCCCUGAUGCACGCCACACGGAGUCGAACAUCAGUUACCUGCUUGGGCAGGAACUGGCCAAUGAUGGUCUCAUCACACCGGUGGAAAGCGACUUGCGCAUAGUCAGAAAGCCAGGGCAUCACUUUGGCCCGCCACUAUGGCUCACAUCAUUAGCGGGUGGAAGAACCAUCGAUCAGUGCCUCGAGGAGGCGCGAGGGUACCGUGCUGCUUCCGCCUCGGCAGCAAGGGCGAUGACCGCUAUGAAGUUCAGUGGCGAGUACAACGAGCCUCUUGGCAUGGCUGAUUCAUUUAACGAGGAGGACAAGGCCAUUCUUCUUGAUUGGAGGCACAACUAUCAUGGUCAAGAGGGUGUGUAUCGCACCGAUGCUCGAUGGGGCGAUGGGAUCCAACAAAAGAAAGGCACAAUAACCACGUGCGGGGUCGUCGCUGAUGCUGGUGACCGCAGCAACACCGUCACCUGGCUCAAAGGGGCUGGAGAUAAUCAGAACAUCGAAGGGACUCAGCCCGUUCCGGACGCUUGCUGCAUUGGUGAUGAGUUCAAGCCAGAAUGGGUGCGAAUUCUCUCGGCUCAUGUUCGCAGCUUCACCGCGACCCUAUUUCAGGUGGCUGAGGCUAAUCAGGUGCCUCUCAAAUGGGAAGAAACAGUGGCCAAUGACUCGAGCAUCGAGAUAUAUGGCAGGAAAUGGGCGAUCGAGGGUCGAGUGAAGGCCACAAUGGCGAAGAAGGUAGGGCGUCUGUCAGAGGCUGUCAACGCUGUCGUACAUGACGUCUUCGUCGUCAUGUCCUCCGUCUGGGCGUCCGCUUUGUCGGCCACGAGCGGGUGCUUCACUUUCUAUCCUGUGUAUGAGCUUGCUGCCUCGGAGUCGUUUGCACUGUGGGUGCUAGAUCACUUCGUUCCAUCUACGCUCCCGUUGGAGCCGUGUGCCCAUGCCAAGACAGUGUCACACCGAAUGGGGUUCUUCAUCUACAUGGUUGUUAGUGUUUUGACGUCGGAGUUCGCCGAACAUGACUGGGAGUUCUUUCUGAUGGGGAUGUUGGAGGUGGCCAGGCUCAAAGCACUGACUCGCGAGCGGCGGUUGCUGGACAAAGCGAUUUCCUCAACCAAGGUGGACAGGACCCACGCUGCCUGGCUGGACAUACCGCGAGUCUUUGGGCUCGUGAUGCGGUCCAAGAAUCUGACGAAAUGUUUCUGGCGUCCUUACCAGGAGGGUGAGUUUUGGCGGAGGGCAGGGUUUCACUGCUCCGGCCUACGCUUGCUCCCCGACUCUGCUGGCAAACGAGUGAACCCUGCGAUUCAGCGGCUGACCAACGCCUUACAUCGCGGGAAUUUGGAGCCUUUGGCCUUGCAGAAGGCUUUUCCUCCGGGAGACACAGGGGCGCAUCGCAGCCGCGAGCUCCUGGAGGCCGCGCUGAAACGCGACCUGCCCCCGGCGCCCCUUCCGCGCUGGGUCUUGCCGGGAUUUAUUCGUGAACCCCAGAAGCGCCAGAAGGAGGAACUGUCGCAGCCUGUUCUGCGCGAAGGGCUCCUGAAACGCAGGCGUCUGAAGGAGGAGCCGAGUCGGGACGUGGAGCUGCCAAUACAGCUGGAAUGA